AUGACCUCUUGGCUCUUUGUGGCAAUACGUGAAGACGGUCUCGAAGAUCCGGAGACCCACAAUCCGAUCGCACUCAAUGAGUUGAAAUCCCACGCCACAAGGUUUGCUCACGCUAGAAAUAGGCAGAAGCGACUGACCGCUCUCAAGGGAAGCUUGACCCGUUUCCCCGUUGCGCAACUCUCGCAGAGUCAACGAGAGAUCAAAAGUCCGAUCAAGGUGCAUCAACGUGUAUUGCAUCCGCGACCGAGGAAGCUGGAAAAGAAUGGACUGGACGACAACAUUACCCAUCUCCCCAUGGUUCCAGGCCAGGGCAAGCCCGAACCCUUCUGCUCACCUCUUGUUCAUGAACUCCCACCAAUCAUGCAGAAUGCUCUUGAAUAUACGUAUGAGGUGCUUUGGCCCAAAAACAGUCCAGCGUUGCAUGGUGAAUUACUAAGGCCGACCAUCAACUUAUGGCGGAGAGGCGCAAUGGAAUCACCGCUUGAGUUCUACAGCCAAGUCUCCAACGCCGCAACCCUCUGUCUGGCUUUAUCUACUGACUCAGCAGUCAUGAGAACGCUGUCUACACUCCGGAUAUUUUACCAGAGCCGAGCCAUUGCUCUCAUCCAGGAAGAACUAAAUCAACUAUCUAGGCCUCCCUCCAGUGCUCUCAUCACCUGUAUCAUGAACGUACACGGCCAGGGGGCGCAGAUGUUCGAGUCAUUGCCCAACCCAUCUGUCCCUGAGUCGCCCAUCUUUAAAGCGUUCAAUCUCAAAGAGUACGGCAGAUUCGCGCCGCCCCGUGCGCACUUUCCUGCCCUGGUUCUGCUUGUUCGCCAAAGGGGGGGCCUUGGCUCCCUUCCUCCUAGGGUAGCCAAUCCGUUGCAACUAGCCGACAUCUGUGCUGGAAACAUAUCCUUAACCACACCGACAUUCCCAUUACUCUCAUCCAUAGCCGAGGCGGCAGAUCGUGAGAAGGUCGUAUUCGAUGAAAAGGCAACCCAAUUACUAUCGACCCUGGGUACUGGAUUCCGACUUCGCAAAUACGGCAAUGACUACGAGCUCAGCCAGCUCUUGUCAAGUGCAUGUCGCCUGAUCGCGGCCAUCGAUGAGUCUCAGCGCGGUGCACCGGGCUGCUAUCCAUUACCAUCUCUAUCUGUGAAAGCCAUUGCAUUGCAACACCGCAUGCUAAGCCUCUCCACUCCAUCACCACCGACAGAUCUCGUUUUUGGGGAUUUGGACGACUGCAUCUUCCAGAUCGUGCGCCUGACAACAUUCAUCUUCAGCGAUUUCGUCUUCUUCCCAACGGCGGAAGUCCGAAACGGACGACAUCGACUGGCAACAAUACUAAAGGACCACCUGACCAUCUACUUCGGACUCCAGUCCGCCCAGUUCCCUGGGUUGACGCUCGGUUUUGAACAUGACCAUUUAAUCCUUUGGGCGCUGGUCCUCGGCGGCGCUGCCUCCUCCAGCACCAGCAGCCGGGAAUGGUACGUGUUGCAGAUUUUCGAACGCGUCUCGGCUCAGCAGGUCACUUGGGAUGAGCUACAAACCAUCCUGCGGAGGUUUUUGUACUACGACUAUGUACUCGAUAGGUCGGUCACCAAUCUUUGGGUCGAGGUGUCUCAGUCCUUACAGGCGGAGGCGGAUUUGGAUGUGGGUCUUUUGAAUGCUGGGUAUAGCAACUGGUAG
Molecule: messenger RNA, 1671 nt
Organism: Exophiala aquamarina CBS 119918
Lineage: Eukaryota; Fungi; Ascomycota; Eurotiomycetes; Chaetothyriales; Herpotrichiellaceae
Exons: 2
Coding region: 1-1671 (556 amino acids)
Source: RefSeq, a predicted model, not a curated record